Dicentrarchus labrax (European seabass) is the source of this 3334-nucleotide messenger RNA. Its product is annotated as helix-loop-helix protein 2-like. Bases 302 to 679 code for a protein of 125 amino acids. The transcript has 2 exons. The record is from RefSeq and is a predicted model, not a curated record. Gene Ontology annotation, biological process: regulation of transcription by RNA polymerase II. Lineage: Eukaryota; Metazoa; Chordata; Actinopteri; Moronidae. Gene Ontology annotation, molecular function: DNA-binding transcription factor activity, RNA polymerase II-specific; RNA polymerase II cis-regulatory region sequence-specific DNA binding; protein dimerization activity.
GCCAAAAAGGAUGUGAUGCGCACCUGCAGACACCAUGACGGACAACAAGGAGGACGAGCGGGAAUGCAAAGCUUUUCCACCCGAAGUCAAACCUAAGCCCACGUCCUGUUUUCAGCUUUUUGAUUCGACUCAACUUCUUAAAAGCCUAGGCGGCAUGGAGGCUGAUGGGAAGAUAACUUUACCUGCUGGUGCCUGCUCUGGCUGCUUAUUAGAGAUGAGAUGCAGCUUUGUGUGCGAUUCUUGAAUCGGUUUGCUCUGGGAGGGGGGCUUGAAUGUGCAAGGAUCCUCUGAGGACAGAAGCAUGAUGCUCAGUCCCGACCAGCCAGAGUCCGAUCCGCCCUGGGGACAGACGAACCCGGACACCCUGGUGGACACUGUCAACGCGGGUGCACGCGGGUCCGUGCCGGACGAACCCGCGAGUGGAGAGGGCAAGGCGCGCUCCGUGCACGUGCCCGCUCUCAGCAGGGAGGAGAAGAGGCGGAGGAGGCGCGCGACGGCUAAAUACCGAUCCGCGCACGCCACCAGGGAGCGGGUCCGCGUGGUGGCCUUCAACGUGGCUUUUGCGGAGCUGAGAAAACUGCUCCCGACGCUCCCACCGGACAAGAAGUUGUCCAAGAUUGAGAUCCUGCGACUGGCCAUUUGUUACAUCUCCUACCUCAACCACGUGCUGGAUGUGUAAGGUGCGAGGAGCAGCAGGAGGAAGGACUGAGGAUGAGGAGGUCUGUCUGUAACCAGCCACCACUGCUGAAUGAUUUCUGGAAGCAGCGACAAAGGAUGCUGACAGGACUGGAGGAAUACCCUAUGGGGUUAUAAUGGAGCGGCCCUGUACACAGACACACUGCUGUGCAUCCCAGCAUUAAUGGGAAUAUCACGUUGCUUUGUCAUCAUGGGGAACUGUUCAAUAUUCUUACUGUCCUCACAAGGAUGGGGAAGAAUGUGGAAAGCCAAACUACUCAAACUUUGCAAUGCCUGACCUUAAAUUAGCUGCCUAUAUCUGUUGUGAAUUUGUUUUCUGUUUGCACCAUUUUGUAAAUAUAUUUAUUUAAAUUACACAAAAAAUAGCCUGCUGGACUUUUGUGUGCUUUUAUGUGGGAUUCAGUUGCAGCUGAAAUUCAUACAUUGUAAAUAAACUGUUAAAAAGAUUUAAAAGCCUGUUUAAAGCUAUUUUGAUCUCUGUUAUUUAUUGCUGAAACCAAGGUUUUUUGUAAAGGCAAAAUCUUAUUUGUAGGCCUUAUUAGGUUCAUCUUGAAAUAUGUCUUUGAAAGCAUUUUGCAGGUAUUUAUGAUAAUACCUUCCGUUUUUUAUUAGUAAAGCUAUUAAGGGAAGCUGCCAUACAAGCUGUUCCUCUGCCCCAUAUAGGUAUGGUUUUUGCUGGGGUUUCUCUCCCUCUGGAUGUGGCAGGUGUUUCUCCAGACGAACCAUAACAACCAUAUUAUUGGUUAUCCGUCUGCCUCCUCUCUGGGGAUACACACACAAAUGCACAUACAUACAAAUGAGACAGUGAUGUUAAAGUAUGCAAGACACAACCAAAAAUCCCUUGUGGUACUAAUUCUAAUUUUAUGUAGCAGUGAUGAACUUAUACUGUAGGUGAAAGUGGGCCAAAUACACACAUUUUAGAGUAUUUUCGAACAGUGUGUAUGUUGUGUUACAUUAAGUGUGCAUGAUUGUCUUACUGUCAGCAGCCCAAAGUUGAAGUCCCAAUGUUUCGUAACAAUAGUACAACUUUUAAUUUUAAACGACAAGAAAGAAAGACGUAGUAGUAAGUUUUGGGCCAGUGUUUGUGGAUUAAUGUCAGCGUGAUUUGGAUAUUUGGAUAAAUAAUCUUUAACUUUAAUCUAAAAUAGUAAAACCGUCCCACCACCACAUUUAUUUAUUUUUUUUGGAACCUGCCUUCAUAUUUCCUGAUGCUGUUAAAUGUUUGUUUACAUCAUUAAUAUCUGUCAAGCAGCACAAUUGGCCUUUUUUGUCCAUUAAUUUAGUCAAAUGAGAAUAUAAAUACAUUACAAAAAUGAAUAAUUGAACAUUAGUGCUUUUAUAUUUUGGUAUGAUAUCAGGCAGUGGAUAUGAACUCCUGCUUUCAUUCCUCUCUCCAUUAGUCAGACGCUGCCUGCGCUCCUUCUCUCAUCCCUUUAUGCGAGUCUCUGCGGUGUAAUGUGGCCCAAGGGGCUCGAAGUAUUGUUCAUGUCCACUCCAGCAGCAAGAGUGACAGCCCUUUGUCUACACAUUACACACACUACACACUUGUUCUACACACUGGAUACAAUAGGUAUGUUGGGAAGUAGAGGGAGAGAGGCCAAGCCUAACAUCAGAUUUUAAGAUAAAUGGGGCAGGGAAAGUUGUAAAGCCCAUACAAAGAUGGUUAUUAAUAUUCUGGAUAGUUUUAGCCAAUGUGGGUCAAACAGUAAAACUAGGGAAGAACUGUAGGCUGUUUGUCUCCAUACAGCCGUGUCACACACUCACAGCAUCUGCAAAUUAGACUUAAAUAUUGUCUUUGCUUAAUUUACUUUCAUGCAUGAUUAGGUUUGGAGUUGUGGUUUGAUGUUAUUCUGGACAUCCCCUCUUUAAAUGUCACGCUUCUGACAUAGUUUACCAGUUUGGUAAAGACUUGUGUUUGGAAGGAGCAACACUGCCCUCCGAUGGAGUUUCAUAGAGGGAAAUCUGACUGUAAAAAGGUCAUAUUCACUUUUUUUUUAUAGCCAUGGCCUCUGUGGAUGUAUAUUUUAGAGGGGACCUUGCACAUUGUUGUUUAAAGAGGCCUUUUCAGAAAUAUAGAUUAGAGACAAUUGUAUGGGUAUGUGUGUUUGUAUCAAUUAUGCCUCUAUGCUCUGCUGAGUUAUUGUAAAGACUUGUAACAGUCUUAAUGUGUGUCCUCUAGGCACAGUCUCUCUGUGGCUUGUUUUUAAUUUACUUUUAUCACCGCCUAAGCCAAGUUAUGGCCGUGGGGGAGGGAGUUAUUCGGGUUCAGAUGAUAUUAAAGGUUAUAAGCUGCAUGUUUUGUGUGUGUCUUGAGCCAUUGAAAACACUGCUUUAUUUCAUUUAGUAGCUGUUCUGGAGCUUUCGAUCACUUGAGAUUCAUCAGCAGAUGGAAGUUGUUAUGAAAUUGUAGAUUUCCAUUUUUAUUCGUGUUGGGUUAAACAUGAAAUGUGAGCUGUUGAAGAUCAAAAGCUCUGGAACAGCUGAAUUUUUUUUUUUAUCUUUUUGUCAAGUGCUGUUUUUGAGGUCAAAAAUAAUCUUUAAAGCUCCACACUCCUAUACUGUGUAUUAGUGAUAUUUAAUUUUUUUUAUCUUGAUGCAGUAAAUAAAAUGAUGUAGCAAACAUCUGUUGAACAUUUAA